Messenger RNA from Hemibagrus wyckioides, 906 nucleotides. RefSeq names its product cytochrome c oxidase assembly factor 6 homolog. The record is from RefSeq and is a predicted model, not a curated record. NCBI's taxonomy places the organism in Eukaryota, Metazoa, Chordata, Actinopteri, Siluriformes, Bagridae. Bases 193 to 432 code for a protein of 79 amino acids. Gene Ontology annotation, cellular component: respiratory chain complex IV; mitochondrion. The transcript has 3 exons. Gene Ontology annotation, biological process: respiratory chain complex IV assembly.
CACUCGGCGCCGGACGUCGAGAGGAAUGUGCUUGUGGUUGUAGCUGUGUCCUUGGUUCUGUGUGGAUCAGAUUAAACACGACAGUUGACUUAAAGCUGCAGAAAUUAUUUUGCUUUCGUCCUGCUAUGUGAUUCUCAUUGGAGCCUCACUCACACAGCUUCUACCAGUUCCUCCAGGCUCCAGUGGAAAGUUAUGAGCGCUCCAAACUCCAAGCAGAGGCAAGCCUGCUGGGGAGCGAGAGAUGAGCUGUGGAAGUGCCUGGAUCUCACCCAAGACAACACAGCUGCCUGCGAGAAAUAUCGCAAAGAAUACGAGGCCAGUUGUCCUGCUCAGUGGGUGAAGUACUUCAACAAGCGAAGAGGCUUCCUGAAGUACAAGGAGAAAAUGGAGAAGGAAGGAUUUGAACCCGCAGAGGGGGCGCGAAAAUUAUAGAUCACUGAAUAGAUCUGGAACUGAACUGGACUGGAGUCAGUAAAGGAUCCUCGAGGAUGCCUUCCACAGUCAUUUCUGACUGGUGUAAUGUCCGUACAUGGAGAAGGACAGAGGCUUUAACAGUAAACAUAACCAACACAGUGAUGUUUAAUGCAAAAAAACAGAUGGAUUCUGAUUGUUUAAUGUCGUUAUUAAGAUGUCGGUUGCAAAUAAAUGUCCUACCACGUAGUACAUAAUGAAACAUUACUGUAGUUGCUAGUAUUUACAGUGAUUUAUAACAGGUUUGUAAUAUUUGUCUGGUGUUUAAAUGAAUUACAGUCUUCCCUGUACAAGCCUUCUAAAUAAACACACCACCACUCCGAGCUGCACUGAUCUACCUUAAAGAACUGUACUUCAUCGCUUUAGGAGAAAACAUUCAUGAGAGAAACAGAGAACAUCACCCUGCAUCACCUUCAAAUAAAGUGGACACUGUGA